AUGGCAUAUCAAAACUCAAUUACCUUGAAAGUUUCAGUAUUGUUAAUAGUUUUACUAGGAGCCGAGGCUAGGGAUUUCUCUUUUUUUUCUCACAAAACCGUUAUAAUUAGGAAUGAUAUUUCCCCACAUCCAACCGCUUUAGAUCUCAUUGUUCAUUGCAAAUCAAAAAAUGAUGAUCUUGGAUUUCACACACUUGCAUUUGGAGGAACUUACUCGUUUCAGUUUAGACCAUUAUUUUUUCCAAAAUUAGGUCAAACUUUAUUCUUUUGUAGCUUUACAUGGAAAGGAAACCCCAAUCCUCACUAUCUUAACGUUUACAAUCAAGCUGUGGAUGACUGCAAAGUUUGCAGUUGGAAAAUAAAUACAACUGGUGGUUGUAACGAUUUUAAAGGAUAUGAGGAAUGUCGAAAAUGGAAGGCGGCAUUUAACUAG
Molecule: messenger RNA, 432 nt
Organism: Vicia faba (fava bean)
Lineage: Eukaryota; Viridiplantae; Streptophyta; Magnoliopsida; Fabales; Fabaceae
Source: the annotation of a GenBank genome assembly